Molecule: messenger RNA, 1812 nt
Organism: Ustilago hordei
Lineage: Eukaryota; Fungi; Basidiomycota; Ustilaginomycetes; Ustilaginales; Ustilaginaceae
Exons: 1
Coding region: 1-1812 (603 amino acids)
Biological process (GO): Golgi to plasma membrane protein transport
Cellular component (GO): trans-Golgi network
Source: RefSeq, a predicted model, not a curated record
AUGUCAAGCCCUAUCUAUGCCUCGUCUCCAUUGCCGCAUGUAAGAGAUGUGCGCCAUCGCUCUUCAUCCUUUGCCGGACCCAGCCUCGAUCUUGUCCUGCGCCCAUCUCAAGCACUUGGUCCUUUCAAGCUUGGACACUCUCUUUGGCACAUCCUCAACUACUUAAGAUCACAGCAGUCCCUCUUCCCGCAGAUCAACAUCACUUAUGAUGAGACGAAUCCUCGCUUAUCGCCUGUCGCAGUGGUAAUUCAGCCCAACCUGCAUCUCAUCUUUAACGGCACUACACAGCGGUUAGUCAUGAUCACCCUCGAGAACCUCGAUGGCUCGACACAUAGUGCAGCUCAGAUCCGAGCCUCUUCAUCCUCCAGCAUCGCGGCUGAACCGAGUCAUCGACCGGUAAACCUCAUCUACAACGGCAAACUGAUCUAUUCCAAAGGUUCAUCCCGAUCACCAGCAGUAGCUCUCAACCGAUCCACUCUGCACCAGAUCCUGGGCCCCACUUAUCCCGGUCAUCCUGAACCAUCGUCCAUCUCGCCUGACAGUCUAGUCGCAACUGCAUACGCGAGUAAAGAUCAAGGAGCGAGCAAGGGUCCCAACGAAUUUCUCCUCACCUAUCCCGGUCUUGCCUUUUGUUUCGCACUCAAAUCCAAAGCUUCCAAAGAUAUGGACGUCGACAAGUUGCAACCUGUAUCCACCAUCCACAUCUUCUCCGGCACCGAUCCGAACAACCCUCAAGACGUCAUUGCACCCAUUUCCGCCACCCCUUCUCCUCUCGACACCAUCACCUUCCCCACCCGCACCCACAAAGGCACACUCUCCCCCACUGCUGCGGUCAACGACUAUCAAGAGCUCAACACUGAGCGUGAUCGUGCAGCGCUCGACACAGAAGCGAUUUAUGUUCGAUGUCCUUUACUCGAAGCUGAUCUCAUACCUGGUCGAGGUGUUGUUCUGCAUUGUGCGGUGGCCGGCAUGUUGAGCCAACCUUCACCUGUGUCAGAAGGGAGUCCGAUGUCAACACCGUUGCCCGUGGCAAGCAACUCUUAUGCGGUGGAGCUUGUGCUAGGUGUCACGACUCCUCAAGAUGCGAUUUCUGAUCUCGGCACACCGCAAAAGGUGUUUUAUAAAGAAGAUGAUCGGAUGCGAAUUCAUGGUCCGCGGCCUACCAGAGAUCGUACUUCAGAGAAUAGUAAUUCGACCAUCGCCGAUCAUGGUUCGGGAAACAGCGCAGCGGAUAACGACGAUUCAGCAUUUUUUUACAACUAUUUUGACCUGGGGAUAGAUCUGCUUUUUUCGAAAGAGAUAAAUAGGAUGCCGUCGGUGGCGGAAGCAUUUGGUGCUGCUGCCAUGGGUCAGGCGAGAUUGGAAAAGGUGAUUUGUCAUACCAAUGUGUUGGGCGAUGCACUGUUUCAGAGAUAUUGUAGGUGUCCUUGGCGUGUUGUACCCACAACUUCCACUGAUCAGAGGGGUGCGGGCGAGGGUGGAUUCUCAUUCCAAGAUCACUUUGAUAGCACCCUAAAUGCAGGGCAAGACGAUCGUGGCAUGGAACUCGAUCGCGGUACCUGUGCCGAGUUUAGAGGUGCAGCAGCAAGUGGAUCAGAGAAUAAGAGCGAUAGGAAGGGAGGAGCGAGGCAGCAAGCAAUGGGAAAGAGAAGAGAUGCGAGUGGAGAGAGUGCAAAUAGUCCCGAGCGUGGAGAGGAGGUUAAUCCUGCGAGUCAAGUGAUUCUGGAUCUCAGUACGAGGUUGGUGGGGAGGCAAAGCAUGGUUUUGGAAGUUGCAAGGGAUGGGUCUAUGGUUGGUGUUGUUCUGUUCUGA